This is a messenger RNA of Pseudogymnoascus destructans, 2825 nucleotides long. RefSeq lists its product as uncharacterized. Gene Ontology annotation, molecular function: ferric-chelate reductase activity. Gene Ontology annotation, cellular component: plasma membrane. NCBI's taxonomy places the organism in Eukaryota, Fungi, Ascomycota, Leotiomycetes, Thelebolales, Thelebolaceae. The record is from RefSeq and is a predicted model, not a curated record. The coding region runs from base 981 to 2825 and encodes 614 amino acids. The transcript has 2 exons. Gene Ontology annotation, biological process: copper ion import; intracellular iron ion homeostasis; iron ion transport.
AACUAGCAAAAGUGAAUCAAUCUACCUCUGCUAUACGGAUAGUCGGCUAUAUUAUAACACACCCCCUUAGCUUUCUAGACUAGGUGCAGGAAGGUAUUAUGAUGACCCCCUAUAGCUAUUGUUAUGCAACGUGUUCGAGAGUCUGAUCUCGAGUGCUAAUGCUACUUUGGGGGUUUAUAUGGUGGUUUUUUGUCGUGGCCGACCGACCUAUUGGUCUAGCAAAAGCAGCAUAUCAUUAUAUUAUAACAGAUACCAGUGCGAUUCGUCCUAAGAUUGACGAAUCGCACUGUCUCUAGGCCUUGCCCUUCCUGCCCCGCCAGAGGCAAACCCUACACACUAAGCACCGCAUAGCCUUUGCUGACAGGAUGAUGUGGUGAGCCAGUCAUCUUGGCGUGGCGGCGGCGACUUUCGACACCAGCCGUCGUGAAUUGCUGCACCUGUGGCCGAGUCGUCUUGUCUAUACGAGUGACCUCUCCACUCAUACGAGCCAUAGCCUGCCCGUCGUCGGCGUGUUCUGAAGUUCUCAAGGCACAACAGAUUGACGUCUGCUUCUUUUGCUCCUUACUUCGUCAUCUCUAUGUAACUCGGUGAUAUAUUACGAUAUCAUGAACCUGCGCCUCCUUUCCCUUCGGUCCUAAUCAGACAGUCAGACAUCAUUCACAGUACAUAUUUGCUGGACAGAUACCCAGACGACUGUCGAGUCUCGACUAGGCAACAGGCGCACCUAUUCAACGGUGGUAUUCAGCAGGCGAAGAAUACAGAAGAGAAAGAUUGAAAUUCACUUGACAAUGGCUGUUUAUUGUUAGCGAGGUGCAGAAGGACUUAUUGUUCCAUUGUGAAUAUUGUUUCGCCUACCUCUUUGUUGAACAUAAACUUCGAUCUCGGCCCACACAACUGCCUCUUUUGCGUUUCACAACCUACUUUCACCAUAAUUGAUCUCGCAGAACUUGCGACAAAUACGGCACGCCCGAAUAGCAGCAAUGGCGGCCGAGUCGUCGACCGAGUUAUCCUCACUCGGAUUACUAUCAAGUACAGCUACGACUGGAAUUUCAGGACCAAAUCCAACGAUCGAGCCAUACACCACAGAUUUAAAUGGCGUUGAUCAACUGGGCAACAGACGGUGCCAAGAUGCCCUGUUCUGGUUCCUAGGAAUCCUCGGACUUUGUGUCCUGCUGGUGAGGAUGUUGGAAAUCUCCAGGGCAUGGAUACGACACAAGGUCGCAAUGGGCAAGCCAAAGGCCCGUCAGGUAUUCUGGAGAGAUAACCAGUCCGCGUGGUGGCCAUGGAUCAAGAGGAAUGUAACAUACGCCCCACUGGGUAAUAAGAGGCACAACAGAGAGAUGCGUCUUUCCUCUGCUGUCAGCGUCGGCACCUUGCCCUCUCGUUUCCACAUGGUUCUCCUAACCGUCUACUUCAUUUCCAACUUCGCAUACUGCGCCGCACUCGACUACAGCGUUGGGAACCGAUGGUCUGUCGCUGCUCAGCUACGAGGAAGAAGUGGCGUGCUUGCUCUAUCGAACAUGGUUCCGCUCGUUAUCUUCGCUGGGCGCAACAAUGUUCUCAUCCCGAUGCUAAAGAUCAGCUUCGACACCUACAACUUGCUCCACCGCUGGAUUGGAAGGAUGGUCGUCUUUGAAUCCCUCAUCCACACACUCGCUUGGCUAAUCACCCAAAUUGCCAGCGAUGGCUGGUCGAGCGCCGGCAGAAAAAUAUCCACAGAUCCUUUCAUCUUGUGGGGAAGUAUCGGGACUGGGACUAUGUUCAUAAUUCUGAUCUCCUCUCCCUCCCCUCUCCGCCACGCCUUCUACGAGACCUUCCUCAACGUCCACAUCAUCCUCGCCUUCGCCGCUAUCAUCGCCGUCUGCGUACACUGCAAGCUCGGCCACCUCUACGAACUCCUCCCCUACGCAAUCGGCGUCUUAGUAAUCUGGUUCUUCGACCGCCUCUUCCGCUUCGCCCGCAUGCUCUACUACAACUACUCCUCCCGCAGCAGCACCUACGCCACCGUCGAAGCCCUCCCUGGCGACGCCUGCCGCGUCACCCUCCACCUCCCCACCUUCCUCCACGUCGCCCCCGGCUCACACGCCUACCUCCGCUUCCUAGCCAUCAAGCCCUGGGAAUCCCACCCUUUCUCCAUCGCCUGGACAUCACACACCUGCAUCGACACCAUCGACGUCCUCCCCAGCACCGAAAAGGCGCCCGAGUCCCCAAUCCCCAAAUCCGCGCGCACCUCAGUCUCCUUCCUCAUCUCCGCACACACAGGCAUGACGCGCUCCCUGUACACCCGCGCCCUCGCCGCGCCAUCUCGGCGCCUCCGCACACGCGCCGCCUUCGAGGGGCCGUACGCUGGACACCACUCCCUCGCCUCGUACGGGCACUGCGUCCUCGUCGCCGGGUCCUCGGGGAUCACUCACCAGAUCUCCCACGUUCACCAGCUCCUGACGGAGUUCCCGCACGGCACAAUCGCGACCCGCAAAAUCACACUCAUCUGGAUCGUCCGCGACCUCGAGCACCUGGAGUGGGUGCGCCCCUGGGUGGACGAGCUGCUGCGCAUGCCGAUGCGUCGGGAGCUGCUUGUUAUCAAGUUAUUUGUCACGAGGCCAAGGUCUGCGGCUGAGGUGACGAGUCCAAGCCAGACGGUGCAGAUGUUCCCUGGGCGGCCGAAUAUUCGCGUGCUUCUCCUGAAUGAGGUCGUUGAUCAGGUGGGGGCUAUGUGCGUUACGGUUUGUGGACCGGGGGGGUUGGCGGAUAAUGUCCGGGAGGUUGUGAGAGAGGUGCAGGGGUGCGGGGUUAUUGAUUUUGUGGAGGAGGCGUUUACGUGGUGA